UGGACCGAGGAGGAGGAAAAGUACACAGGGAAAGAUACGAUUCAUCAAUGAGUUAGGUAGCUAGGUAACUAGGUGACCAUAGUUUUAGUAGCUAAUGACAACGAUCAAUUGAUCGACGACAAAAGACAAUGUUGUUCAUUAUUGAGUAUAAUAGGAUUAGCUAGCUAGUAGCUAACGUUAGCUAAUGUUAAUAGAUUGGCAAAGCUAGCUAGCAAGCUAACCGUCCGCUAACUAGCUAGCGUAGCUAGCGUAGCUAACUAGUUAGUUAACAUCGAACAAUAUCCUUUUAAAAAACCGGGGACGUUGAGGGGGGGGGGUGUUUAUUUCAAUAUUUCACCCCCGACACAGACGGUAAAACAACAACAACAUGGCUGUCCGUGUUUCAAACCCCGACAGGUGGUGUCUCCGUAACAAAAAGCGAACUAGUUAGCAUUUCGCGCUAGCUAACGUUAAUGGUGGUGGGGGGGGUUUGAGUUGCUUGGCAAAGCUACAGUGUUUAGUCCUGGUACUGAAGUCUGUGGUGGGCCCCUUAGCUACUAGCUAGACAGUAUGUCCUGAGUUGGGAGUGUACGGAACAUGAAAUUGUCCUCGACAGUGCCAUACUGAUCCCCUUGGUAACGGGAUCAGAACCGUUUUCUUUCUACCUCGUCCGUGAUGACCGAGGUGGGAGUGAAGUGGGCCUGCGACUACUGCACCUAUGAGAACUGGCCGUCCGCUGUGAAGUGCACCAUGUGUCGUGCACAGUGCCCCAGCAGUCCCAUAAUCACAAAGGAGACCUACAAUAGCAGCCCCAGCAGUCUUAGUACGGAGCCUAGUUGUGGCUGGCAGGACCCUCCAAGCCCCGAGGGAAGCUGUGGUAGCCUCCUCAUCUACCCAGACUCCAGUGCCAGGCCCCGUGUCAAGCCCCCCAGCAUGGCUGAGAAUAGCUCCAAAUGGUCCUGUCAGAUGUGCACCUACUUGAACUGGCCCCGUGCCAUCCGCUGUACCCAGUGUCUGUGUCAGCGCCACCAGAGGACCCCAUGCAGCCCCACAGAGGCCCCCCAGACAUCAGGCUCCAAUGUGGGCCACCGCCCAGCCCCUCCCCCCAUGGACCCUUGUACAGAGGAGUACAACGACCGGAACAGACUCAACAGACUCAACACCCGAGGUGGUGGUGGUGGUGGCGGCAGUAGCAGUGGGCAGCACUGGACUUGCACGGCCUGUACUUACCAGAACUAUCCCAAGACCCGGAAGUGCAUUGUCUGCGACCACCCACAGCCUCAACCUAACAACCGGGAGGCUAUUCCUAUAGAGCUGGCUGGGCAGUCCGUGGAGUCUCCCUCCUCCACAUCCUCAAUCAUCAAUGAACAGGACAGAGACGGGGCCAGGUGGAGAGGGAGUGGGGGGAGCUGCAGUAGAGGGCUGAGCGGGGGACAGAGACAGGGACUGGGACAGAGGAUGACUUCUCCACCCACCUCUAAGAAGGAGGCGGAGGUAAAGAUGGACUUCCAGAGGAUUGAGCUGGCGGCCGGGGCGAUGGGCAGCGAAGAGGAGCAGCAUCGCCGCCCGGAGAACAUUGAUUUCAAGAAGACCAAACAGAUUAAGAACAGGAUGAGGAAAACUGACUGGCUGUUCCUUAAUGCUUGUGCAGGUGUGGUGGAGGGGAACAUGGCUGCUGUCGAGGCCUACAAGGAGUCCGGCGGUGACAUCGCCCGUCAGCUGACUUCAGACGAGGUCCGUCUCCUGAACCGUGCCACUGCCUUCAACGAUGGCUUUACGCUAGUUCACCUGGCCAUCCGCUUCCAGAGACAAGACAUGUUGGCUAUCCUUCUCACUGAGGUGUCCCAGCAGGCGGCUAAGUGUAUCCCUGCCAUGGUGUGUGGUGAGCUGACGGAACAGAUCCGCAGGGAGAUCGCUGCCUCUCUGCACCAACGUAAAGGAGACUUCAACUGUUACUUCCUCUCUGACCUGGUGACCUUCACACUGCCCGCAGACAUCGAAGACCUGCCCACUGCAGUCCAGGAGAAGCUGUUUGACGAGGUGUUAGAUCGAGAUGUACAGAAAGAGCUAGAGGAGGAGUCUCCCAUCAUCAACUGGUCCUUGGAGCUGGGUACCAGGCUGGACAGCAGACUGUAUGCCCUGUGGAACCGUACACAGGGAGACUGCCUGUUAGACUCAGUACUGCAGGCUACCUGGGGGAUAUAUGACAAGGACUCAGUCCUCCGCAAGACCCUCCAUGACAGCCUGCAUGACUGCUCUCACUGGUUCUACACACGGUGGAAGGAGUGGGAGUCGUGGUAUUCUCAGAGCUUUGGUCUCCACUUCUCCCUCCGAGAAGAACAGUGGCAGGAGGACUGGGCCUUCAUACUCUCUCUGGCCAGCCAGCCUGGUGCCAGCCUGGAACAGACUCACAUCUUUGUUCUAGCACACAUUCUUCGUCGACCAAUCAUCGUGUACGGAGUGAAGUAUUACAAGAGUUUCCGUGGAGAGACGUUAGGCUACACUCGUUUCCAAGGUGUGUACCUGCCCCUGUUGUGGGAGCAGAGCUUCUGUUGGAAGAGUCCCAUCGCCCUGGGUUACACACGCGGACACUUCUCUGCCCUGGUCGCCAUGGAGAACGACGGCUACGACAAUCGCGGCGCGGGCGCCAACCUCAACACUGACGAUGACGUCACCGUAACCUUCCUGCCGCUGGUGGACAGCGAGAGAAAACUGCUGCACGUACAUUUCCUGUCUGCACAAGAGAUGGGUAACGAGGAGCAGCAGGAGAAGUUGUUGAGGGAGUGGCUGGACUGCUGUGUAACGGAGGGAGGCAUGUUGGCCGCAAUGCAGAAGUCGUCCCGGCGACGCAACCACCCACUGGUCACACAAAUGGUGGAGAACUGGCUGGAUGGAUACCGACAGAUCUGUCCCUGCGCCUCUCUCUCCGACGGGGAGGAGGAGGAGGAGGAGGAGGAAGAUGAGUGAAGGAGGGAAGGACACAGUGACACAGACACAGGAGAGGGUGACCAAGAGGAGGAUGUGGCGUCACUGGAUGGGACUCGAGACCACUAGCAUCCUUCGUACGGUACCAUACGCCUCCUCACCUCAAGAGAGAGAGGAUCCACGGUCUUCUGCGCUGCCGUCUGAGGCUGUAUCCCAAAGCACAUAGGGUUCUGGUCAAAAAAGUAGUGCGCACUAUAUAGGAGAAUAGGUUGACAUUUGGAACGCGGGCGGAGCGAUCAAUGGUCUUUCACUCUGCCGUCUCAGAAGCACUGAAGAGAGGAGACCUGCUCUGGUUCUGAAAGAACUCUUGGAACACAUUCUAGAAUCUCCUCAACAAACCAUGGCAACAACAAUGGGUGCGUUCGUAAAUUCACUCUGGAGUGCGUUGUCAGUUCGUAAAUUCACUCUGGAGUGCGUUGUCAGUUCGUAAAUUCACUCUGGAGUGCGUUGUCAGUUCGGAAAUUCACUCUGGAGUGUGUUGUCAGUUCGUAAAUUCACUCUGGAGUGCGUUGUCAGUUCGUAAAUAAAGCUUGCUAGCUACUUCCAGACACAUAAUGAGAGAACACCUCACUCACUGACCAUUUUACUCCCCCAAGCAGAGCUGGUUAGGCUGUUUGCAUGUUAUCCAGAGCGUUGGUGACUGUAACUGUGCUGCUGGCAACAAUUGAAUUACGUUUUUCUUUUUACAGAGGUUUACUGACACCGGUCAUAUUCAACGGGUGUGUUGCGCGUUUAUAAAUGAAUCAGUUAUUCUCUCACACGGACGACAUUCUGUUCUGAAAUGGGAGUAGACAGCCAGAGGGACUUUACGAACGCACCCAAGGACAAACAACUACCACCAAGUAGCCACCCAUAUUAUUUCAAAUAAAGAACUAUAGUUUGUGAAAUGUUAAUCGUCUUUUAAAAUAUUUAGUUUGAGUUUGAGUUCUCCCCAUUUCCCCCAGUGUAAUUAUUUAUCCAUCAUUGUUAAUAAUGCACGAGUUGUAUAAAUGAUGUACUAGGAAACAAAGUAACUUACCAGCAUCAAAGUGGAAGACAGGAAUCCUCAUUGACUAUCACUACUACGGACAUCUACCUACGAAACCACAUUACUUACUAUUUUGUUAUUGAGAAUACUUGCCUGUUUUCAAUCCACCGGAGAGAAGUAAGCGCUAUAUUUAGGAAGCCGUAGUUAUAUUUAAAGAAACUUAAAAGGACGACGCACUCAUGAAAUUAAACUGUUCUAUUUAGAAGAUUGUAAAUGCGAACAGAAUUUAGCUUAAAGCUAAAGCAGAGCUAUUAAAGAGACUUCUCAUCCCACAAAUGUGUCUACAAGGUUAA
Messenger RNA from Oncorhynchus mykiss (rainbow trout), 4284 nucleotides. RefSeq names its product ubiquitin thioesterase ZRANB1. The record is from RefSeq and is a predicted model, not a curated record. NCBI's taxonomy places the organism in Eukaryota, Metazoa, Chordata, Actinopteri, Salmoniformes, Salmonidae. Gene Ontology annotation, cellular component: cytoplasm; nucleus. Gene Ontology annotation, biological process: protein K29-linked deubiquitination; protein deubiquitination involved in ubiquitin-dependent protein catabolic process; cytoskeleton organization. Gene Ontology annotation, molecular function: cysteine-type deubiquitinase activity; K63-linked polyubiquitin modification-dependent protein binding.